AUGGCACAAGGAGGUUACCCAAAUGUUAUAUACUUAUCGCAAAAAAUAGCAUUGGUAACUGUCACAGCGACUUUUCCGGGUAUCACAGUCCUCAAAAACAGCAGGAAAGAUAAAUAUUACGUUGUUGAUGUUGGAUAUCCAAAUACUAGUGGUUAUCUUGCUCCAUAUAAAGGAACCGACAUUUGUUAUCAUAUACUAGAUUUUUGUCGUGGAAAAACAGUUGCUAGUCAUGCUCCUAGAGGACCUAAAGAGGUAUUUAACUACCAUCAUUCAUCAUUGAGAAAUGUCAUUGAACGAACUUUUGGAGUAUGGAAGGCUAGAUGGGAGAUAUUACAACAUAUGCAUGUCAAUUACACCUACGAGACACAAGUAAAGAUUGUUCUAGCAUCUAUGACAAUUCAUAAUUAUAUUAGAAAAAAAGAUACAUGUGAUGAAGGAUUUAACAAGGCGCAACAAGAAUCUUACACUCCAAAUAAUGGUAUUGAUAGUCGAGGAUCUAGUGACAUUAAUGAAAUAAAUGAAGACACAAGUACACAACGUAGAAUAGAUGAUUUAUACAUGAGUGCAGUUAGAGAUAUGAUUGCAGUAGAUCUAACCAAAGCAAGAUAA
Messenger RNA from Helianthus annuus (common sunflower), 609 nucleotides. RefSeq lists its product as uncharacterized. The record is from RefSeq and is a predicted model, not a curated record. The coding region runs from base 1 to 609 and encodes 202 amino acids. NCBI's taxonomy places the organism in Eukaryota, Viridiplantae, Streptophyta, Magnoliopsida, Asterales, Asteraceae. The transcript is spliced from 2 exons.